Molecule: messenger RNA, 1499 nt
Organism: Anopheles bellator
Lineage: Eukaryota; Metazoa; Arthropoda; Insecta; Diptera; Culicidae
Gene: holn1
Product: CD2 antigen cytoplasmic tail-binding protein 2 homolog
Exons: 2
Coding region: 56-1147 (363 amino acids)
Cellular component (GO): U5 snRNP
Molecular function (GO): protein binding
Source: RefSeq, a predicted model, not a curated record
AUGCCGUUCGUUUUCUCCGUCGGAUCUAACUCGCAGUGUUUUAGCUCAAAGAAAAAUGCCCAAACGCAAGGCUAGUUAUGUCGUUGAGGAAGAUAACUAUCUGGACGAUUUAGUGCGUGAUAAGCAGAACAAUCAACCUUCCACAAGCAAGCAUACGCUCGAUUCGGACGAAGAGGACGACAGUGGCGAUGACGCGCCGUACAAUGUGCUGGAUGAUAAUGAAAUCAUGGGCGAGGAAGAGGGGAUGGCGCGGACAGAUGGUGAGACAAAAAUUACUCCCUUCAACAUGAAAGAAGAGAUGGAGGAAGGCCACUUCGACGCCGACGGACACUACUUGUGGAAAAAGACAGCUGAAGUGAAGGACCAUUGGCUGGACAACAUCGACUGGGUGAAGCUGAAGAACGAUCCAACCUACAAGGAGCGUCCGGCAAAGGGCGAAAAUCGUGGGUUGGCUGAUUCUUCCGAUUCGGAAGAUGAUGACGCAGAAAAUACGGCAAAGUUCGAUUCCAUUGGCACCUAUCGCCAGAUGCUGGAACUUAUGGAGCCCAAGGAGUCGGUCAAGCGAGCACUUCAACGGUUGGGUAAAGGUACGGCGAAGCUGACUACAGCACAACGUUGGAAGCUGAAAAAGGCUGGUCAAACACCGGACGAAGCCAGUGCCAAGAUCACCAAACUGACGGCCCUGUCGAACGAUAUCCUCACAAACAACGGCAACAUGGACGUGUACGAGGAAACGUUCGAAAUGAUCCAGCGGAAGGUGUCGGGCGCGGAUCGGAAGGCACACCCACAGCCAGAGUCGGGCGAAAAAGAGCCGGCUGAUGAGCUGGAUAUGUAUGCGGACGAUUUCGAUAGUCGAGAGAAGAGCAAACUGGACGGCGUUACUGGACAAAAGAGUGAUAAGGUUGAUACUACGACAGCCGCUGAUCGUGGGGAGGAUGACGAAGACAACAAGAAGGGGAAAAAACUAAUGUGGGAGUACAAGGAGCAACAGGACACCGAAACAGUACAUGGUCCGUUCACUACGGAACAGAUGCAAACAUACGCCGAGGAAGGUCGUUUCGGAAACGGGGCUUUCGUGCGCAAAGUUGAUAGUGACGACGCGCGAUUCUAUUCCGCCGCUCGAAUCGACUUUGAUUUGUAUUUGUAGACAGAAACUACAGUUAAUAAAAAGCACAUCUGCCAAAACGAGUUACACAACCCCACUUAGCACUGAUGUGAUGGAAUUCUCACAUGGCUUCGAAGCGGGUGAACCACACUCUGAAGAUGAUCUUUAACAAGAAACUUUAUUUUAUAAAAAAAAAAACUAUCAAAAACUCAAUUGUGCUCGAUAGCCCCCUUUGCGAUGGUGAUGUUAGAUUAAAGUGGGAUACCAGCAAACGUGACGACAUGAUGCACUUUCAACAGGUUUAAGCACAAACCUUUGCUUCGUUGGUUCUCUUUCUUGUUGGCUGCCUGUCUGUGUUUAGUACCUGUUCCGUUUGCCAUUCACUAUGCCAAAU